This is a messenger RNA of Prorocentrum cordatum, 921 nucleotides long. The record is from the annotation of a GenBank genome assembly. Lineage: Eukaryota; Dinophyceae; Prorocentrales; Prorocentraceae.
ACGUCAGAUGAGUUUGUCCGCGAGUGCUGUGAGUUGUUCUCGGCGAUGGAGCUUUGCGAGGUGGAGUGGGACCCCAUCGACGUGGACGGUACUCUUCUGUGGGUGGAGGUGAAGUCCGCGACCGCUCUCGGCACCUUGUGGAAGGAGGGCUUGCGCGUCCCACUGGGCAGCGCGGCGGCUAAGCGAAAGGACACCAGCGCCUCGACCUUCAAGAAAAUGAAGACGGACGACCCCCUGAACCCAUCCAGCGACACGGCGAAGACGUCGUCAUCGUGCGCCGCAUCGACCAAGGCUGCCAAUGGGAAAGUCGAUCCGACAAGUGCAUGCGGCCCGAUCGCAGCAGCAAUUACAGGAGGACCCGAAGGAGCAUUGGGCAACGAUGCGGCCGUGGCUGCGUCGCUCGGCGCGGCAGGGGCCGCCGACGCAGGUGCCGACGAAGGCUUUCAGCUGGGUGCUUUGGACGGGGAGUUCGCGGUCGCUCUCGGCGAGAUGGACGUGGCGGACCAGGAGGACGCAGAGAUCCAUGGCGGCGAUGACGACAUGACAGAGCUGCUCGACACCUGGGGCGGCAACCAAGAAGACCACCAUGACGAACGUCCAGACGAUGGCGAGAUCGACCUCGACGACCCCAUCCUGCUCAUGUCGGGGCGCUUGCCAAGAUGUAUGAGGACGCAGCUGGCGGCGCUGAUGUCCCCAGUGGCGGCGCCGACGCUGGAGUUGAAGAUGGGCCUCUUGCCGAAGAUGUUGCUGAGCCUCCGCAGCCUUGGGAACAACUUGGGGAGCCAAGAGCUGUUCAAGUGGCUCUUCGAGGGCGACCCCAACAAUGACGGCGACUCCAAGGACCAGAGGCGCGAGAAGGCGCGCAUCCACAUGGAUUCGGCCAAGAGCAGGUGGUAUGCGAAGAAGCCUGCUGCGAAGUGA